AUGGGAGUGAAGCGUCUUGUGUCAUCUCUGCCUCAAAUGGAACCAAUGCCCAAAAGAAGUUUAGAAGUAGAAAAAGGCGAUUCCACAAAACAACAAGUCCACUCCGAUUUUUUAGUUCACAAACUAAGGGAAACCGCCGCCUCUAUCCGCGAACAAACUAAAGCCAGUGAGAGUAAUAAAGAGGAAAGGGAGAAGGAAACAACCAGUUGGCUCGCGCUGGCUCAAUGUAUACCUCAUUUGAGUCUAGCAAAAGCACAUACCAUAACAGUACAGGCUCACAGCGAUGGGCAGGCUACGGUGCUUGCCACGUGGAGGGAUAGGGCAAAUAUGUAUUGUGAAUCAUUGCAACGCCACGGUUUGACCGUUUCCACGAUGCAUACAAAUCAGAAUGGCAAUUAA
Messenger RNA from Babesia microti strain RI, 399 nucleotides. Its product is annotated as ATP-dependent Clp protease adaptor protein ClpS, putative. The coding region runs from base 1 to 399 and encodes 132 amino acids. The record is from RefSeq and is a predicted model, not a curated record. Gene Ontology annotation, biological process: protein catabolic process. The transcript is spliced from 3 exons. NCBI's taxonomy places the organism in Eukaryota, Apicomplexa, Aconoidasida, Piroplasmida, Babesiidae.